This is a messenger RNA of Erigeron canadensis, 1341 nucleotides long. RefSeq lists its product as uncharacterized. The coding region runs from base 1 to 1341 and encodes 446 amino acids. The transcript has 6 exons. The record is from RefSeq and is a predicted model, not a curated record. NCBI's taxonomy places the organism in Eukaryota, Viridiplantae, Streptophyta, Magnoliopsida, Asterales, Asteraceae.
AUGAAUAAUAACAUGCCACCAUUUUCUUCCGUGAGUGCAAAAUGGUUAUAUGACAGCCCAGUAAAUUCUGAUGUUGAGGUAAAACUGAGACAAUUCUUGGUUGAAAAUGCUGAUAAAAUAAUUGGAAUCCAGGUUUGUGCAUACAAAGACGGUAAAGUAAUAAUAGAUACGGCUGCCGGAGUGUUGGGAAUAGAUGAUGAUGAUCCUCGUCCGGUUCAGCCUGAUAGCUUAUUUCCUGUUUUCUCCGCAACUAAAGGUGUCACAUCAGGCUUGGUUCACUGGCUGGUCGAUAAAGGGAAACUCAAGCUUGACGACAAUGUCGCGAAGAUAUGGCCGGAGUUUGGUAUUAACGGAAAAGAUCAAAUAAAGGUUAAUCAUAUACUUAAUCAUACUGCUGGUCUGCACAACGCACUUGCUGGCAUUUCUGAAGAAGAUCAUCUUUCAUUAUUUUGUAAUUUUUCUGAAUGUAUAAAAUGCAUAGCUGCAGUCUGUCCUGAGACUAAACCUGGUAGUGUACAGUUGAACCAUUAUCUAUCAUAUGGCUGGUUAUGUGGUGGAAUCAUCGAGCAUGCUUCAGGAGAGAAGUUUCAGGACAUUCUUGAGAAAGCUUUUGUGCGUCCGCUUAAUGUUGAAGGAGAGUUUUAUAUAGGCAUUCCUACCGGAGUUGAAUCUCGUUUGGCAACUCUUACGGUAGAUGAAGAUGAACUAAUUUUGAUGGCCAAAAUACUUACACCGGACCGUUUUACCUACAUGCCUUCCACAUUCUCUUUCGACGUAGUUUCCAACCUUAUUACCAUAUCCAACACCAUCAAGGUUCGUCGUGCCAUACUACCUGCUUCCAAUGGACACUUUUCAGCUCGGGCAUUGGCUCGCUACUAUGCCACCCUUGUGGAUGGCGGUGUAGUCCCACCCAUCCAUUCCUCUUCCCUCCCGCCACUCGGAAGCCAUCCUCACAACCCCGGUUCCCCUUCCAAAAAAACUACUCAUGAAGUUGACAUGACUAAGAUCUUUAAUAACUCUAAAGAGGAAGUUCUCGAUGCUUUCUUAGGACUUGGAGAUCAUAAAGAUUUAAUCGUACCAAAUGGGAUGUUUGGACUCGGUUUUAACAAGGUUAAAGCAACCAAUGAUUCUAUAAUUGGGUUUGGGCACACGGGUUUAGGUGGAUCUACCGGAUAUUGUGACAUAAGCAAUAGGUUUGCGAUUUCCGUGACCUUAAACAAGUUAUCUAUGGGUGCUUUCACCGGGGAGAUCAUCAAUCUUAUUUGCUCGGAACUUGAUCUUCCUAUACUAAAAAUGUAUAAAGGAUCAAUGGAGAAAAAUAAGAAACUAGUCAUCAACUAA